Molecule: messenger RNA, 2767 nt
Organism: Setaria italica (foxtail millet)
Lineage: Eukaryota; Viridiplantae; Streptophyta; Magnoliopsida; Poales; Poaceae
Product: pentatricopeptide repeat-containing protein At3g29230
Exons: 1
Coding region: 143-1996 (617 amino acids)
Biological process (GO): RNA modification
Molecular function (GO): protein binding; RNA binding
Source: RefSeq, a predicted model, not a curated record
CACAUCCCCAGGCCUCCCCCUCGCCCGAGCUCAGCAGCUCCCCUCCCUCGUCUCGCCUCGCCGGCCGCGAAGGCCCCAUCCUCUCCGGCGGCGGCGACCGCCCACCACGGCGGCGCCACCGACGCCGCCGCACCGACCUUAGAUGUCCGCGGCCGCCGCGUCCCCCGCGCUGCGCCCGGCGCCGCGGUGGGGCGGCGCACCGUCGCACCGCCGCCUCGUGGAGGAGCACCUGGCCUCGCUCCCGCACGGCCUCCCGCGCCUCCGCCACGUGCAGGAGCUCCACGCGCAGCUCCUCAAGCAGGGGCUCCACCGGGACCCGCACGCCGCGUCCAAGCUCAUCGCCUCCUACGCGCUCCUCCACCGGGUCCCCGCCUGCCGCCGCGUCUUCUCCGCCGCCGCCGCGGCGCUCCCGAGCGUACCGCACGCCGCCAGCACCACCUUGCUUGCCAACACGCUCCUCCGCGCCUACGCGCUCAACGCCCUCCCGCACGCCGCGCUCGCCGCCUUCGCCGCCAUGCCGCUGCGGCAGCGGGACACCUUCACCUAUUCCUUUCUCAUCAAGGCGCUCGCCACGGCGGGUGUCGCGCCCAUCCGCGCGGCGCACUCGCACGUCGUCAAGCUCGGGUCCGUCGAGGACACUUUCGUGGGGAACGCGCUGAUCGACGCAUACUCCAAGAGCGGCGCGGUCUCGGACGCCACGAAGGUGUUCGACGAAAUGCCGGUGCGGGAUGUCGUGUCCUGGAACACGGCCAUGGCCGCGAUGGUGCGGCAAGGGGAGGUUGCUGGUGCGAGGAGGAUGUUUGAAGAGAUGCCUGAGAAGGACACAGUGAGCUGGAACACCAUUCUGGACGGGUACGCCAAGGCUGGGGAGGCGGAGCAGGCCUUCGAGCUGUUCCAGCUCAUGCCAGAGAGGAAUGUGGUGUCGUGGUCGACGGUUCUGUCAGCCUAUUGCAUGAAGGGUGACAUGGAGAUGGCACGGGUGAUCUUUGAUAAGAUGCCGACCAAGAACUUGGUGACAUGGACCAUAAUGGUGUCAGCUUGUGCGCGGAAGGGGCUUGUCGAGGAGGCAGGUAGGUUGUUUACUCAGAUGAAGGAGGCUGCCGUGGAACUUGAUGUAGCUGCCGUUGUGAGUAUCCUGGCUGCAUGCGCGGAGUCUGGCUCCCUUGCCCUUGGGAAGAGGAUUCACCGCCAUGUGCGGCAGAGGAACCUGGGGAGAUCAACCCAUGUAUGCAAUGCCCUGAUGGACAUGUUCUGCAAGUGUGGAUGUGUUAACAGAGCUGACUACAUCUUUGACACUGAGAUAGUAGAAAAGGACUCGGUGUCAUGGAACACUAUAAUUGGAGGGUUUGCAAUGCAUGGGGAUGGUGGAAAGGCACUGGACCUAUUUGCUGAAAUGAAGCAGCAAGGGUUUCGCCCUGAUGCUGUGACCCUAAUCAAUGUUCUCAGUGCCUGCACGCACAUGGGGCUUGUGGAAGAAGGGCGCCAGUACUUUGCCAACAUGGAGAUAGACUAUGGCAUCAGGCCUCAGAUAGAGCAUUAUGGGUGCAUGGUUGACCUUCUUGGCCGUGGAGGGCUGAUCAAAGAGGCGGUUGACAUGAUCAAAAGUAUGCCAUGGGAGCCCAAUGAGGUCAUAUGGGGAUCCCUUCUCAGUGCGUGCAGACUGCUCAAGAAUGUGGAGUAUGCAGAACUGGCAGUGGACGAGUUGAGCAAGCUGCAGCCCUCGAAUGCAGGGAACUAUGCUGUCCUCUCAAACAUCUAUGCAGAGGCUGGGCAGUGGAGCGACAUGGCAAAGGCGAGGGUGCAGAUGAAAGAAACAGGGUCUCAGAAAACAGCAGGCUCAAGCUGGAUAGAACUCGAUGAGGCGUUCCACGAGUUCACAGUUGGGGACAGAAAGCACCCAGAGUCAGAGCAGAUAUCCGAGAUGGUCGGUAGGCUGAGUUCGCAUGUAAAGCGUGCUGGCUGCAUUCCAGCAGGCCAUGAACUGCUUGUGCAAUGAGUCAUCUUCCAAGCGCAUGCUCGUGGUUAUACUACAAAUGUGGAAUGCUCCACAGGUGAUUUGCGCUGCAGGCUGGCUGUGUAAUCCGAAGAAAGGAAAGCACCAGCUUCAGUGAAAUUUGUGGCACUGCCUGCAACCAAAAAGUGAAACUAUGACACGGCCUGCAAUCAUGACGAUGCUACGGCAUGGUACAGAAGUUUUCAUGAUGGACUAGGAUGCCCAAGAGAUGGUUCAACCAUUUCUUAGCGUCAGCACUUCUGCCAUCAGCUUUGCUCUGCUAAUCUGCCACUGUGAUGAAAGGUGCUGAUGAUAAGGACUGUCAAACUACUGACAAUACAGUGAUUGGUUGGUCAGAUUGUUGGCGUUUCUCAAUUCUCAGCAUCUGCACUUGUGCCAUCAUUUGAUCCAUAGAAGAUAUAGAAUUAGGCUCUUCUCAAAAUGCAUAGAGUAAUGGUGAGAAGACAGGAGGUUCAGCAAAGCAAAUUUUGCCGUUCCAUUGUGACAGUGAAGUGAUUAUUUUGGAAGAUGAACUAGUUAUGGGUGUUUGCCUGUUGGUGGCCCCAAGUUUUUACAUGUAUCAUCUUUGUAACAUGUGCAUGAUUGAGAAAGUACAGAUUAUUUCAAAUGGAGUUUGAGUAGAGGCACCUGGAAAUGUGCUUCGAAUGUAAUCAAACACACCGCAUUUCGCUGUUCUCUUGAUGUUUGUGAUUUGUUGUCUCAGUGCUAUGAUAUAUAGCUCAAUUUAUUUCCAGGAUAGUCUGGUCAGCUUUU